UUUAGAAACAAUUUUUUCCUUUAAUAAUGAAUCAUUAUUGAAUGCACGCAAAUUAGCAGAAGAGGAAAUAGUAGAUGAUGAAUUAUUUGAAAGUUUAAGUGAUGUUGAUGAUGAGUUACCAGAAAGUUUAAAUGAUUGCGAUAAAUCUAUAACAAGGUUAGAAGAUAUUUUAACAGAAACUGAGGAAACUUUAAUUCUAUCUAUAGAUAAUAAUAUGUCUUAA
Racocetra fulgida is the source of this 223-nucleotide messenger RNA. Lineage: Eukaryota; Fungi; Glomeromycota; Glomeromycetes; Diversisporales; Gigasporaceae. The record is from the annotation of a GenBank genome assembly.